AUGACUCAGAUGGACCUCCUGGUCACCAACGUGGCCGAGCUUUUGGCGACGGCCGUGCACGAGGUCCUGCGUCUGAUGGGUCAGGCCGUGUCUGAAUACCGCGACGAGUCGGCCAGGAUUCGGCAGGAGAACCAGAAACUGCAGCGCACGCUCGAGGAGCUCCAGAAGAGGCUGCAGAUAUCAGACGCAGUGCAGCAGGUCUCGUCCUCCGUAGCCGCAGAAGAGCCGCUCUACGAGUCUCACCAUGCGCAAGUGCUGGACUGUCGUAUGGAACGAGAGCCGCUAGAGACAGAAGAGAACGAGGAAACGGAUUCACAUGAGCUGUGCUUCGAGGAGGAGAAACCGAGCGUACUACACCUGAGAGCAGAAACACGAGAACCAAACGAUGCAAUUUCGUCACCGUAUGACUUUUCUCAUAAAAGGAGGAGGAGCUUCUCAAGCUUGAGGAGCCAAUCAGCUUCACCUGAUGUCACUGGCAUGCCGGGAAUCUUAAAUUCUAUCAAAACAGAAUCAAAGUCAGAGUUUCCAGAAUGUUCCCUAUCAGAACAGACUGAAAACACGAUCACAGACACCCACCUCCACCUGCCCUAUCAUCCGGUCCACGUUAAUCUCAGCCACAUCUCCCGGGACUCGUCCACUCCACCGCGCGCACACGUCCGAACAGAGAACACGGUGGACGCCGCCGGUCCGUUCGGCGUCACCGUGCGGAGAGAGAACUCGCACACCUGUCACGUGUGCGGCAAGUCGUUUGCGACGGCCUCCAGCCUGGGCGCGCACUUCGUCUGCCACUCGGGCGAAAGACCGUUCGCCUGCGAGCGCUGCAAGUUCAGGUUCAGCCGUUUAGCCGAUCUGAAGAAGCACGAGCGCAUCCACACGGGGGAGAAGCCGUACAACUGCACGCUCUGCGGGAGGAGGUUCAACCGCACAGAGAAUCUCAGACGCCACCUGAGGAAAGUCCACCAUGGAGCUUUGCUUUAGCCACACGAACUUACUGAAAAACUCUUAUUUUAUUUAUACACUGCAGUCCAAUGCUGCUUUCACGCUGGACUUUUUUUAAAUAUAGAAAAAUCGCUCACACAGCAUACACACUGUAACCAUAACGAUGCUACCUUAGAGUCCUAGCUCCUGCAGGCUACCCAGUUUUAUUAUUAUUAAUAAUAAUAAUUUUUAAAAAGAUCUAGUCUGACCAUGACAAAGAGGAGGCAGCUUGCCUGGGAUUUGGCUUUUUGGUGACAGAAAAUGAAGAGUCGUAAAUUUAGAUUUACACCAGAGUUAAAGUGGGACUCGUUGAUGACAUCAGAAACCAUUAAACAUCGCAAAACUAACAGUUAACAUCUCUAGUUACACUGAAGUCAUAAAAUCCACACUGAAGUAUCUCAAUAAACUCCAUAUAUACAACCUUUUUCAGCCAGCACUCUGUGUUGGUGUCCAUAUUGCUUUUCCCCCAUUUUCUCCCAGCCAGCUCUCCCUCAUCAUCCAGCAGCUACCAACCAGGGAAGCCUGAAGUCUUAACACGUGUUGCGUCACAGUGCAGCGUAACACACUCAGAGGAAAGCGCUAUCUGCCCUCUUCCUCAUACUUGAGCUCACAGACACCCUCCCCCCUCCCUGAUUGGCUAGCGUCGCUGUGAUUGACAGGGGAGAGAGACACAGAAAGCACAGCCAGUUUUGCUCUGCCGAUGCCUCAUAGUGCGAACGCUUUUCUGUUGCGCCACUCAGGAGCCUCCAUGCUAGGUUUUCUCCCCUAAGCUGCGACCUGAUUGGUUAGGAGAUAAAAGGUGAGCUCUAACUACAUGUUAUUAGCUCAGAUACACUGAACAAAUUCAAAUAGCUAAAACCGCAAUAACUAAAAUGUAGUAACGUACUUAUUUUUUAAACAAUCAAGUCUAAUGUCAAUUCACCUUUUUUUUCACACCAUACCACAGUCUAACUGAUUUAAACUCUCAAUCCAUUUAAACUGCUAAGCCCAUUAGUGCACGGUGUUGGUUAUAUACACUCAUACACUUUGUAUUUUAGUUUUACAGUUUUCUGAAGAAAAAAAAAAAAAGAAGGGUCUGUAUAAACCACCUCCCUGUCACUUCAAAAAUUCUCUCUUAGCAAGUGAAGUCAUCUCAAAUAAAGAAAUUUGUCAUUAUGAGAUUAUUAUAUAACAAAUAUAAGACCAUUAAGCCUAGACAUAUUUACUAAUUUCAAGCUUACAGUUAUUAAUGUUCUGUUUUUCUGCUAGCAGAUAUCUGCUAAAAAAAAAAAUAAGAAGAAGAGUUCAAGCUUGAAAUGAGUUGAAGUGUGAAGGAAUAGAUUUAAUGGUCAUAUAUUUGUUUAAAAACAUUCUAAUAAUGAGAAGUAUUAGUUGAAUUUGGCUAUAUUUAAGAUAUUUUACUUACUUACUUUUGCAGUGUUGAUGUGAAAUUUUACUGAUUUUUUUACUUUACAUUUCGGGUUUCAGUUUUCCGUCAUUUAUUUUGGUGUAUCAGCAUUUAUUUAUUUAUUUAUUUAUUUUGCU
Molecule: messenger RNA, 2502 nt
Organism: Pangasianodon hypophthalmus (striped catfish)
Lineage: Eukaryota; Metazoa; Chordata; Actinopteri; Siluriformes; Pangasiidae
Exons: 2
Coding region: 1-978 (325 amino acids)
Biological process (GO): regulation of transcription by RNA polymerase II
Molecular function (GO): RNA polymerase II cis-regulatory region sequence-specific DNA binding; DNA-binding transcription factor activity
Source: RefSeq, a predicted model, not a curated record